Notodromas monacha is the source of this 1283-nucleotide messenger RNA. Lineage: Eukaryota; Metazoa; Arthropoda; Ostracoda; Podocopida; Cyprididae. The record is from the annotation of a GenBank genome assembly.
UAGCGCAUGCUGUUGAUGAGGAAUUUUAUGCUGAAAUUGGUGAGGUAGCGCUGGCAAAAUUGUGGAGUGGAAGAGGAGCGGAAGCAGUAAGGUACCCCUUUACAGCGACAUCUACCCAAGCAUCUGGGACUGCCGUGUUGUCCAACCGAUUUUCACCAGAACAUCCGGAUGUGUGGACUAGAGGAGAGGUGGAACUAGCAGGGAGUUUCUUUCGUCACUUCGCUCGGAGAUCUCGACGAGAGCACUUCUAAUGUUAUAGGUUGCGAAUUCCGGACUUAUGUUGUUGAAGUUAUUCUGGAAGUUUGCGUCGAAGCGGCGUUGAGGGCUGACAAAGGAGUUGUGUCUUAGUCGGAAUGCGUGAAAUCAUAAAAAGAUGAGUGGCCGAGGACGAGGCAGAAAUUUCGGUAAACCGGCGAAGCCGAAUGCCUGGACUGAGCAUCGGCCUCCAGCUCACAGUCGCCCGAAUAAGCCUUCAACUUCGAACGAGUCGAAGCAGAACGGUGUUACGCAUGAGAAGCCAUCGAAAUUUGAGGAGGCAUGUGCUCGAAUCAAUCGCUCCAACGAAGGCUACAUUCGUUCUCAUGGCUUGAGUUCUCCACGAUUAUCAGACGAUGAAGAUAAUGACUUACCUUCCCUGAAUAGAUCCUCAAUUCUCGAUUCGCUUUUGAAGAGAUAUGAUGGCGACGGACUAGACGACAUGUGCCGAACGAAGCAAUAUCUGGAUGAUUGUCUGCGAGGUGGAGAUAAAAUCGUUUGUCUCAUUUGCAUUGAUCCUGUGAAGAAGCAAGAAGCGUGUAGGAAAGACUAUGAUCAGAAGGACACUCCUCGUCACUAUUUGUGCUGGUGUGGCAAAACAAGAGAUCCUGAAGACGACCCGUGGCUUGUUCCGCAUUCUUGCGGGCAGACGUGCAAACGUGAAUUGGAUCCCAAGUGCGGGCAUGUUUGUAACUUACUUUGUCAUCCGGGGCCUUGUCCACCUUGUCCGCAAGUCGUGAAUACGCGGUGCUAUUGUGAAAAAAGUGCUCCGGUGCCGAAAAGAUGCAGUAGAAAGCUGUGGUCAUGCGAGGCAGCGUGUGGAAAAAACUUGGACUGUGGCCAUCACAGUUGUAAGGCGACGUGUCAUCAAGGCCUUGUAAUGAUCGAAUAUGGAAGUGCGGCAUUCCGUGCAAUCGGAUGCUUUCCUGCGGAUUUCAUAAGUGUAAAGAAGUUUGUCAUCCUCUGAAUGAGUGUGGCGAUUGUCCGUUGAGUGGAACACAAAGCUGUCCAUGUGGGAAAUUUAGGAA